Molecule: messenger RNA, 2222 nt
Organism: Spirodela intermedia
Lineage: Eukaryota; Viridiplantae; Streptophyta; Magnoliopsida; Alismatales; Araceae
Source: the annotation of a GenBank genome assembly
AUGGCGCUGGCAAGCCGGUGGAGGUUCCGACUCCCAAUUCCCUGCUUCCUGGUGGUGGUUGUGCUUGGUUGUUCCAUUUCUUUUCUCGGCACUUCGUCGCUGUCGGAUGCGCCCUCCCUGUUCCUCGGCGUCGCACCGCAAGGUAUUGCUGUCCUUCAUUCGAUAUUUUCCUACACGUGUAGCGACCUCAGAAUCUGAAUCAGAAGACUUCUACUGACUGAUUGACAGUGUGGUGGCACGAGUUCCUCUUUUUUCUCCAAUUUUAUACUUUUCUAGCUCGCAGACGAAGAGUACUUCGCUGCGGAGCGGAUCGCGUGCAGGGACGGUUCGAAAUCCUUCCGGAGAGACCGUCUCAACGAUGGAUUCUGCGACUGCCCCGACGGAACUGACGAACCAGGUAGAAAAAAAUCGUACUCAUUUGUGAUGCUGUUGCAUAUCAUGAUCUCCACUACAAUGUCUCUGGAUUUGAGAGCUCCACGCCUCACAUUCCGUUUCGUAACUUUGUCUUGUCUUGGCAUAUGGUGUUAUCAGCCUGAUUCGCUGAGGUUCCAAGAGUAAUUUCAGUUUGUCGUAUAUUUAUUCGCGAUCUUGUGAGCCUUCUGCCCUCUAGUAAUCAUUUUGCCGUGCUACGAUCUCUCUUUAGUUCCCAUUCCUAAGCAUUCAUCAGCGUUAGUGCUCGGAAAGUUCACUCGCAUAGAAUCAAGGAGGAAGUUACAUUGACGGACCUUCGUCCUCCUUUUCGAGGAGGAAGUAGCUACAAUCCUUUCGUCGAGAAUCGUAUGGGGGUGAAGAUCGGUUAGAUAAAUCCAACAGUGGAGUUAUGAUAAAGUUUUUUAGAGAUACCCAGGAAAUAUUCUCUCGGGGGACCUGAGACUGGGAAAGAAGAAUAUGAACCUUUUAGUAAACAUUGGCGUGAUCACUGUUGUUGUUCAUCUUACAAUUAAAAGGAUUAUGUGGUUCUUGAACUGCGAAAUGUUGUAUGAAGAUAUCUCAUAUCACGUUUUGUUCUGGAGCCCAUGUGAGAUGAUAACAACUUACACCUUCUGAGUUUCUUUUGGGAAAUUGUAUUGAGUCUUUAAAGAGUUACUUUGUUUUAGAAGCCUUGAGCUACGAUGUGCAUCCCAGGCUUUAAAGUUUAUCAAAGUGCUUCUUGGACAGUUGUCUGUUUUGAUGCUAUUCUCCGGAGAGACUUAACUUGCUGUUUCAAGUGACAAAAAAUUCAAUAUCUUUAAAAAAUUGAAUCCGUUAUAUGAAGUUUUCAAUUUUCUUUAUACUUAAUGAAUUGAAUAUACAUUUUUUCAAUCAAACUUUUCAAAUGGAACAUUUUUCGUGUGAAUUUAUAUUUAGAAUUAUAUUUUAUUUCUCAUGUCGUUGAAUUUUCUAAACUAACACCGCGUCCUACGGUUCACACCUCUAGUCUUAACGGUUAGUGUUCACCUUAAUCAGGGUCUUAACACCUCCCUUACGCCUUAUCCCUGUUUAACAUUUCAGGUACUUCAGCUUGCCCCGAAGGCAGAUUCUACUGCAAAAAUGUUGGAGACAAGCCUAUAUUGUUGUUUUCGUCCCGAGUGAAUGAUCAUAUUUGUGGUAAGAAAUUUGUAUACGAUUGACUAUCCUUCUAUUUAAUAUUUGUGGUAAGCCUAUAAGUUCUGGUAUCCUGGAUGAAUUCAUUCUAACCAUGUUUACAUCGUGUGUAACUGCAACAUUCUAUUUAAUAAACAUAUUUUUUCUUUGAAAGUUUGUAUCAAGAAAUUUAUGUGGCAUUGUCUGUCAAAAUUAUUCUAUGGGCACCAUGUUUUUUUCGUCUAGAAUCUCACUCAACCUUUCAUCUCUAUUCUAGAUUGCUGUGAUGGCAGUGAUGAAAAUGAUGGCAGCAUCACCUGUCCAAACACAUGCUCCCUGGAUGCAGAUAUCAUCAAACAAAGUGCCACUCAUGACUUAAAAGGGAGAAAAAUGACACAAAAUGACUCUGGAGUAUAUAGAAAAAGAGUCAAUUUGGAUGAUCUUAUUCUGAGACAGACAGGUGGAACAAAUAUAUACCUGGUUUUUAAGAUACCGUUGACAAAGCUUUCCUUCGAAUUUUAAAGGUAUCGUCUUUUUUAUUUGCAGAAUUGAGAGUAGCUGCAUUUGUGGAAUUCUUCCUCGCUGUUUGUGGGAUUACAUUUUGCUUCAUUCGUCAGCGCAAUAAAUCAAGGACGAGAAACCGUAGGCAGAGGAGCUAG